AUGGGAUCCGUCGCCCCAAAUGUCGCUGAGCUCGAUGGCUCCAAAUUCAACAUCACACGCUCCACCACUCUGCGCGAUGUGCCUUUGCCCGGUUCUCCAGAGGAGAUGAGCCACUCCCACUGCACUGACCACAUGGUCACUGUGCGAUGGACGGCAGAGAAGGGCUGGGAAACGCCUGAAGUGAAGCCCUACCAAAACCUUAGCAUCCCACCUACUGCCUCGGUCCUGCACUAUGCUACCGAGUGCUUCGAGGGAAUGAAGGUGUACCGCGGAUACGAUGGCAAGAUGCGCCUAUUCCGCCCCGAUUGCAAUGGUGAACGUCUGAACAGCAGCUCCCAGCGUUCCUCUCUCCCUGGUUUCAAGUAUGACGAGCUGAAGAAGCUUGUUGCUAAGCUUUUGCAGGUUGACGGCGCUCGCUGGCUCCCCAACCCGGGCUCUUUCCUCUACAUCCGACCUACCGUCAUCGGUAACGGUCCUCACCUGGGUGUCCAGGUGCCCAAGGAAGCCCUGCUGUUCAUCAUUGCCGUUCCCUGGCCCGACUUCACCAAGAUGAAGAAGGACCCCCAGGAGGCUCCCAAGAAGGGUCUUAAGCUCUUCGCCUCUUCCCCGGAUACCAUCCGUGCUUGGCCCGGUGGUUUCGGUUACGCCAAGCUGGGCGCCAACUACGGUCCCUCCUUGCAGGCCCACGGCCAGGCUCAGGCCCUGGGCUUUGAUCAGAUUCUGUGGUUGUUCGGACAGGAUCGCCAGGUCACCGAGGCCGGCGCUAGUAACUUCUUCAUCAUCUGGCACAACGCCGAUACCGGAAAGCUUGAGCUUGUUACCGCUCCUCUGGGCAACCAGCUUAUCCUGCCCGGUGUGACUCGCCGCAGUGUUUUGGAACUCGUGCGCGAGAGACUGUCUCAGAACUCAGUUGGCAAGCUGGCACCCCUCGAGGCCGUGGAGCGCACUUUGACCAUCGAUGAGAUCGAGAAGGCUUCCAAGGAAGGCCGCAUCGUUGAGUCCUUUGUUUCUGGUACUGCUUACUUCAUCACCCCCGUUGCCAUGAUCCGCAACGAGAACACCGAUAUCAGCACUCUGGGCAAGGAUGGCGAGCCUGCUGGCUAUGCUGCGCAGAUCAAGUCUUGGCUCGAGGUCAUCAUGUUCGGCAAGGAAGAGCACGAGUGGGCCUACACCAUCGAAGACGAGGAGAAAUAG
Molecule: messenger RNA, 1194 nt
Organism: Penicillium brevicompactum
Lineage: Eukaryota; Fungi; Ascomycota; Eurotiomycetes; Eurotiales; Aspergillaceae
Product: branched-chain amino acid aminotransferase, cytosolic
Exons: 3
Coding region: 1-1194 (397 amino acids)
Biological process (GO): L-leucine biosynthetic process; L-valine biosynthetic process
Cellular component (GO): mitochondrion
Molecular function (GO): branched-chain-amino-acid:2-oxoglutarate transaminase activity
Source: RefSeq, a predicted model, not a curated record